UGUGUGUUUUUGUUGUUGAAAAUUUCGAGUUUUGUGUUUUAUUUUAUUUCAAUUUGUGAAAGAAGAAAUACAUAUUGGAAUUUUUGCUCACUAAAAAUAAAAUGUUAGUUAAAAAGUCGUUCCUCCUUUUAGUUAUCGCUGUAGCUGCAAUAAUUACAGCAGAAGCUGAUGAAGCUGAAAAGCAGUUUGCCGUGGACUUGGAUCCGGAAAAGUUUGCCGAGGUCAUUGGAGCCGGCAACGUAUUUGUCAAAUUCUUUGCGCCAUGGUGCGGCCACUGCAAACGUCUGCAACCCUUGUGGGAUCAAUUGGCCGAAAUAAUGAAUGUGGAUGAUCCCAAGGUUGUUAUUGCCAAGGUCGAUUGCACACAGCAUCAGGCACUUUGUGCCGAGCACGAGGUCACUGGGUAUCCUACACUGCGUCUCUUUAAGCUUGGCGAGAAAGAUUCGGUCAAGUUUAAGGGCACCCGAGACUUGCCGGCAAUCACUGAUUUUAUUAAUCAGGAAUUGAACACCCCAUCCGAGGCGGAAUUAAACGAAUUGAAGGCUGACAAAGAAGAAGAUGCUACUAAUGAAAUCGUCGAGGAGGGAAAUACCAAUCUUGGCAAAGUCGUAGAGCUCAAAGAGGAUACUUUUGCCAAACAUGUAUCCAGUGGCAAUCAUUUUGUGAAAUUUUUUGCUCCUUGGUGCAGUCAUUGUCAGCGUUUGGCACCCACCUGGGAGGAUUUAGCCAAGGAAUUGAUUACCCUGACCUCAGUGACGAUUUCGAAAAUUGAUUGCACACAGUAUCGAUCGAUUUGCCAGGACUUUGAAGUUAAGGGCUAUCCCACACUGUUGUGGAUCGAAGAUGGCAAGAAGAUUGAAAAGUAUUCCGGCUCACGGGAUCUGCCCACAUUAAAGGCUUAUGUGGAAAAGAUGAAUGGUGCGCCAACUGAUGGUGGUGAUAAUGCUGCUGAUGCCGCAAAUGAGGUAGCCAAAGAGGAGGAGCGCGAUGAGGCAAAGAAACUGACUCCACAGCAAUUGAGCGGUGAGACGGAAUUCGAUAAAACUAUUGCCAAUGGCAUUGCCUUUAUUAAAUUCUAUGCCCCAUGGUGCGGUCACUGCCAGAAGCUGCAACCCACUUGGGAGCAGCUCGCCGCUGAAGCACAUGCAAGCAGCUCGGACAUACGCAUUGCCAAGGUCGACUGCACGGCGCAGGAGAACAAACAGAUCUGCAUUGACCAACAGGUUGAGGGCUAUCCCACUCUUUUCCUUUACAAGAAUGGUAAACGACAGAAUGAAUAUGAGGGUAGUCGCUCUCUGCCCGAGCUCCAGGCCUAUAUCAAGAAAUUUAUAAGCCACGACGAGCUGUAAGUUCAAAAACUAUUCGUGCGAGCAAAAAAGAACAACAAUCUAAGAACUAGAAAAAGACGGUCGAAAAAACCCAAAUUUAUCGCCAAAGUAAUAUAUAAUGUCUCUCUCUCUCUCUCUAUCUCUCUCUCUCUCAUUGUUUUUAGCCCCGCCCCAUCCUCCAUCCUCAUGUCCCUCUCUUAAUGUUUUAAUUACCUUCUGGAGUCUGAAAAUUGAUUAAAAAUAGGUUUUGUGAUUGCAUUUACCUUGUCAUCAUCCCAAUAACCCUAAACAUGUGUGUUCUUCCAAUGACAAUUUGUUGUUUUUUGAUGUUUUUUCAUUUGUGUCUGGGAUGUAUCUAAGGCCAUUUAGUCAUUAUAAAAAAAAGAAGUAACGUGAUCUUCAGAAUAAAGAGAUUUUUAAUCAAA
Drosophila willistoni is the source of this 1753-nucleotide messenger RNA. RefSeq names its product thioredoxin domain-containing protein 5 homolog (gene prtp). Gene Ontology annotation, molecular function: protein disulfide isomerase activity. The coding region runs from base 102 to 1349 and encodes 415 amino acids. Gene Ontology annotation, cellular component: endoplasmic reticulum. The transcript has 3 exons. The record is from RefSeq and is a predicted model, not a curated record. Gene Ontology annotation, biological process: protein folding. NCBI's taxonomy places the organism in Eukaryota, Metazoa, Arthropoda, Insecta, Diptera, Drosophilidae.